This is a messenger RNA of Hydra vulgaris (swiftwater hydra), 1966 nucleotides long. Its product is annotated as probable sphingosine-1-phosphate phosphatase. Gene Ontology annotation, molecular function: sphingosine-1-phosphate phosphatase activity. Gene Ontology annotation, biological process: sphingosine metabolic process. The record is from RefSeq and is a predicted model, not a curated record. Gene Ontology annotation, cellular component: endoplasmic reticulum membrane. Lineage: Eukaryota; Metazoa; Cnidaria; Hydrozoa; Anthoathecata; Hydridae.
AUGUACACAUUUGAAAAUAUUUUUACCGAAUGCAUUACAUUUUUUAAUAGGGUACUUUCAUGUCCUUCACUAUAUAAUAUCGACAUAAAAAGAGGAAUGGAGGUUCAGGACACUCAGGAGUGGGCUAAUUAUGACGAAGAAACAGAAAAAGAACUUAUUCAUCCAGAGCAAAUCAUGAAAGGAGAAUUAGGAAAUAAUUCCGAUGAUGAAGAUAUUGGAUAUGUUCAAGCCCCUAUUGAUGCUCUUGGUCCUCCUGGUCGAUGGGUUCGUCAUAAGUUGUUGCAAAGCAUUCUUUAUGGAACACCAGUUUUGCUUGCUAUACAACAUCUUCGUAACAAACAUGUGACACGGUUAAUGAAGUUUGUUAGUUUGCUUGGUUGCGAGGAGUUUUAUGUUUUGUAUAUUUGUUUUCUAGUCUGGAUUGUUGACAUGCGUCUGGCUCGUUUAUCUUGUAUUGCUAUGGCAAUGGGGUUCUAUAUAGCCAAUGCAGUGAAAAAUUCAUUAUGUUUACCUCGUCCCCCAAGUCCACCUGUUAAACCAUUAGAAAAUGCUUAUUAUACAUGGGGUUUGCCAAGUCAUCAUUCCGUGUUAGCAGUUGUAUGCCCGUGGUAUUUAUGGUUUUAUUGUUGGAUGCAUUAUCAUUUACAGUUUGCCUCACUUGUUUGUCUCUUUAUGAUCAUCACUGCAUGGUCAUUUAAUGUAAUGUUUUGUCGCAUAUACAAUGGUGUACAUAGUCCUGCUGAUGUCAUAACUGGAAGCUUAAUUGGUUGCUUAAUAGUUAGUUUUAUGAACAGGUUUGACAACCAGCUUGAUCUAUCAACUAUGAUGACUGGUCAAGGUGUUCUUCUUGUCCCAGUUUAUUCAGCAGUACUUAUCAUAAUCCAUCCUUUUAAUGAAAUUGGGUUGGCAGCUUUUGUUGAAACGACUGCAAUGGUAUCAAGUAUGGUUGGAGUUGUUCUUGGUCGUGCUGCUUCAUAUGGACGCUCUGCACCUUUAAAAUCUUUAAUGGAAAUGUAUAAGUAUGGUAAAACACCAAUUAUGAGUGCUGUGGCUGUGGGAGUAUGUCGAUUUGUUCUAGGAAUUUUGGUAGUUCUUGUUACUCGUGUUGUAUUAAAAAUAGUUAUUCAGACUGUUAUUGAAGUUCUUCUGAAACUAACUGAUAUAAGAUAUUAUUCUAAAUCCAAAACUAGUGUCUAUUAUACUGGAUUUUCAAAAAACUACAGACUUCCACCCAUUUGGCAUAAUAAAAAGAAAGAAAACGACGACGAUCAAGAUGUCCGGUUAAGAAAUAUUUCCCAACUAAAGCAACAAGAACCUUGGAAUAUAAGUCACGUAGUGCGUUUUUUUAAUUACAUUGGUCUUGGUUUUGUAGUAUACUAUGGUAACCCAGUUUUGUAUCAGUAUUUGGGUCUCGUGUUAUAGUUGUAGUGGUUUCUAAGAACAACAAUAGAAAAAAAAAUUCUAUUCGAAAAUGAAUUCAUUGCAGCUUUAGAUUUGUAGCAAUUUGCAGGUGAUAUUUAUUUUCUCAUCGUCUGAAAAACACAUCGUUUUUUUUUAAUACUUUAUAAAAGUUUGAAAUGCUCAGCAGGCAUUUCAACGAUUUUAUAGAAUUUACGAGUAUAUAUGCGCGCGCGUGUGUGUAUGAAAUAAAAAAGACUUUGUAUAUGUUCAUAUAAUAGAGUAUGUAUGUGUUAGAUUCACAGAUAGCGAUAUUUCCUAAUUUUUUAAUGUUAAAGUCUAUUCAAAAUAAUUUAAAAAUCUUAAUUUUAUAUUUGAAAUUAUUUUGAUUUUCAAAAAAAAAAUCAUUAUUUUUUCUUUUUAUUUGGAAAAGAUUUUGUUAAAAAUGACCUUUAAUUUGUUAAAUUCCAAUCGUUUUGUUAAGAUAUUCUUUUUACUAUAAAGUAUAUAACAUUUUAAUUUUUUUCAAUAUAUUUAGCGCAAUUUUUGAAUUAUCAUUUUCCAAUAA